Molecule: messenger RNA, 825 nt
Organism: Rasamsonia emersonii CBS 393.64
Lineage: Eukaryota; Fungi; Ascomycota; Eurotiomycetes; Eurotiales; Trichocomaceae
Product: Isopentenyl-diphosphate Delta-isomerase
Exons: 3
Coding region: 1-825 (274 amino acids)
Biological process (GO): isopentenyl diphosphate biosynthetic process; isoprenoid biosynthetic process
Cellular component (GO): cytoplasm
Molecular function (GO): isopentenyl-diphosphate delta-isomerase activity
Source: RefSeq, a predicted model, not a curated record
AUGAGCGCCACGACGACAGUAACCCAGACUCAGACUAUUACGGCAGAGAACGUCGUGACGCUCUUCCCGGACGUCGACACUUCUCUGGCCCGCUCCGUCCUGCCCUCCCCCAACAGCAAUGUGCGAUCUGUCCGCGAUGGCGGGGAGCUCGAAGGGUACGAUGAGGAGCAGAUUCGCCUGAUGGACGAGGUCUGCAUCGUCCUGGAUAAUGAUGACAAGCCGAUUGGUAGCGCGAGCAAGAAGACUUGCCACCUGAUGACCAACAUUGACAAAGGCCUCCUGCACCGCGCCUUCUCCGUCUUCCUCUUCGACUCCAACAAGCGCCUGCUUCUCCAGCAGCGCGCCUCGGAGAAGAUCACCUUCCCGGACAUGUGGACGAACACGUGCUGCUCGCACCCGCUGGGGGUAGCAGGUGAAACUGGCGCGGAGCUCGAGGCGGCUAUCAUGGGCGUGAAGCGAGCUGCGCAACGGAAACUAAACCACGAGCUGGGCAUCAAGGCGGAGCAGGUGCCGUUGGAGAAAUUCGAGUUCCUGACCCGGAUCCACUACAAGGCGGCCAGCGAUGGGAAAUGGGGCGAACAUGAGAUUGACUACAUCCUCUUCAUCCAAGCGGAUGUCGAUCUCAACGUCAACCCGAACGAGGUGCGCGACACCAAAUACGUCACCGCCGACGAGCUCAAGCAGAUGUUCCGGCAACCCGACCUGAAAUUCACGCCCUGGUUCAAGCUCAUCUGCGAGACCAUGCUGUUCGAGUGGUGGAGCCACUUUGGCACCCCGACAUUCGACAAGUUCAAGGAAGAGAAGCAGAUCAGGCGCAUGCUGUGA